Messenger RNA from Colletotrichum fioriniae, 1053 nucleotides. RefSeq names its product Glucan endo-1,3-alpha-glucosidase agn1. The record is from RefSeq and is a predicted model, not a curated record. Lineage: Eukaryota; Fungi; Ascomycota; Sordariomycetes; Glomerellales; Glomerellaceae. Gene Ontology annotation, molecular function: glucan endo-1,3-alpha-glucosidase activity.
AUGGCCCAUGGGGAGUAUAUGAACAAGAUUUCUCUUGAGCGCGCUUUCAAUGUCGCCAAAGACGAAGGCUUCAAGCUUCUAUUCUCUUUUGACUACGCAGGGAGGGGCCCUUGGCCGAAGGAGACCGUCAUCAGCUACCUGAAGAAGUACACAUCGAAAGCCGAGUACUUCAAGCACAGUGAUGGAAGACCUUUGGUUUCUACCUUCGAAGGCCCUGGCAAUGCGAAAGACUGGAUCGACAUCAAAAGCCAAGUCAACUGCUUCUUCAUCCCUGACUGGUCGUCUGAAGGAGCAAAGCCAGCUCUGGCUCUCGGAAACAACGUCGCGGAUGGCCUCUUCAACUGGGCUGCUUGGCCCUGGGGCCCUCGAGAUAUGGACGCUUAUGUCGAUGCAUCGUACUUUCAGUACUUGGUCAAGAAGCCGUAUAUGAUGCCUGUUUUACCGUGGUUCUACACCAAUAUGCCCGGGUACAACAAAAACUGGAUGUGGCGGGGUGACGACAUAUGGCAUGACCGCUGGAUUCAGGUCAUUUACAACCGGCCUGAAUACGUCCAAAUUAUCUCUUGGAAUGACUAUGGCGAAUCUCAUCACAUUGGUCCUCUUUACAGCCACGCCAUGGAGGCGUUCACGGUUGGAAAAGCGCCAUACAACUAUGCCAACAACAGACCUCACGAUGGCUGGCGUCAGGCUCUACGUUUCUGGGUUGACUACUACAAGACUGGCAAAGCUACUGUAUCUCAAGAGAGUCACAUUGUCUGGUACCGUACAAGCCCAUCCAGCGCCUGUUCUGAGGGUGACACCGUCGGCAACACAGCAAGCCAACUUCAAAUCGAGUUCCCUCCACAGCUUAUCAUGUUGGACAAGAUAUUUUCCUCCGCAGUACUCGCAUCGACCGCUGAGGUCACAGUCACAGUUGGUGGCAAGACUUUUACUCCAAAAUGGUCUUCGAUCCCCGAUGGAGGUGUUGGCGUCUAUCAUGGCAGCGUGGUCCUCCUUAGUGAGACCGGCGAUGUGAACGUCCAGCUCUCCAGACCUGGGAGACUUCUAGCAUGA